This is a messenger RNA of Miniopterus natalensis, 8499 nucleotides long. Lineage: Eukaryota; Metazoa; Chordata; Mammalia; Chiroptera; Miniopteridae. The record is from RefSeq and is a predicted model, not a curated record.
CCAGUGGAUGGGGCCUGGGGUGCUGGAGGCUGCAGGGUCUGGCAGAGGGCUGACUGCAGAGGCCCUGAGCCACACAGGUAGCUACCCAGAUUCAGAUGCUGAUGGAGGGGUUGUGGGGGCUGCAGAGCAUUUAGGUCCCCAGUUCCCAGGGUGACCAUAGUGGGCUUGUGUUGGUCUGGCGCUCCACUGUCAGCCUGUCCAUUGGUUUCUUAGAGCCUUCAUGACGUUCUUAUUGUCCAUCAAUUGGACCAGCUAAUGGUCUGUCCACCCAGCUUCUGGGAAGCUACAUUGCUGCAGGGAAAGUGUCUUGUUUAUCCAUCUGUCUGUCUGUCUCUCUCUGGCUGUGAGCCUGGUGGCGCUAAGCUGGCCAGUCCAUCUGCUGGGUUAGAUUGUCAGGGUUUCUGCUAUCCAUCUAGCUGGCUGUCUAGUGGUUUAUAAGCACAUGUGUCCAGGAGCCCAUUGGGGAGGAUGAAAGUCUAUCUGUGCCUGUCGGUCAGUUGGGUGUUUGGGUUGUCUGUGUGUCUGAACACCCAUCUCAUGGGUCUGCCUCUCUCUGUCAUUGUUCCUGCCUUUGUCUGUCACUCCAUCUGCCUCACCAUCUGUCCCUGGGAUUCCCUGGGCCAGCACCAUCCUGCCUGUAGCAGUCCACACCAGCCUCUCCUGCCUGGGACCUAGCUCUACGGUUGGGUGGGAGUGCUAGAGCUUAGGUCCAGGGCUAUCCCCUUCUUAGAGCCUCAUGUGACCUGUGGCCACAGGCACUGCAGGAGCUAAAGAUGACGAGCUCCGUGGCACCCUACGAGCAGCUGGUUCGGCAGGUGGAGGCCUUGAAGGCGGAGAACAGUCACCUGAGGCAGGAGCUUCGAGACAACUCAAGCCACCUGUCCAAGCUGGAGACAGAGACAUCUGGAAUGAAGGAGGUACUGAAGCACUUACAGGGCAAGUUGGAGCAGGAGGCCCGUGUGCUGGUGUCCUCAGGGCAGACAGAGGUGCUGGAUCAGCUGAAAGCCCUGCAGAUGGACAUCACCAGCCUGUACAACCUCAAGUUCCAGCCCCCAACCCUGGGCCCUGAGCCUGCUGUUCGAACCCCUGAGGGAAGCCCAGUACAUGGCUGUGGGACCUCCAAGGACAGCUUUGGGGAUGUGAGCCGGGCCACUAUCCGGCUGCUGGAGGAACUGGACAGGGAACGGUGUUUCCUGUUGAAUGAAAUUGAGAAGGAGGAAAAGGAGAAGCUCUGGUACUACUCGCAGCUGCAGGGCCUGUCCAAGCGCCUGGACGAGCUUCCGCACGUGGAAACGCAGUUCUCCAUGCAGAUGGACCUGAUCCGGCAGCAGCUGGAGUUUGAGUCCCAGCACAUCCGUUCGCUAAUGGAGGAGCGCUUUGGCACCUCUGACGAGAUGGUGCAGCGGGCGCAGAUCCGCGCUUCACGCCUGGAGCAGAUCGACAAGGAGCUGCUGUCUGCGCAGGACCGGGUGCAGCAGACUGAGCCCCAGCCCCUGCUAACAGUAAAGUCAGUGCCAGUGGAUGAGGACCCCGAGACUAAGGUCCCCGUGCACCCUGAGGAUGGUGCCCCUCAGCCGGGCAACAGCAAGGUGGAGGUGGUCUUCUGGCUGCUGUCAAUGCUGGCAACGCGGGACCAGGAGGACACAGCACGCACGCUGCUGGCCAUGUCCAGCUCUCCCGAGAGCUGUGUGGCCAUGCGCCGCUCAGGCUGCCUGCCACUGCUGCUACAGAUCCUGCAUGGCACAGAGGAUGGGGCUGGGGGUCGCAAUGGGACCCCUGGGGCACCCGGAGCCAAGGAUGCACGCAUGCGUGCCAACGCAGCACUGCAUAAUAUCGUCUUCUCUCAGCCAGACCAGGGCCUGGCGCGCAAGGAAAUGCGUGUCCUGCAUGUGCUGGAGCAGAUCAGAGCCUACUGUGAGACCUGCUGGGACUGGCUGCAGGCCCAGGAUGGUGCGACCGAGGGAGGCGGGGUGUGCAACUCACCAGUCCCCAUUGAGCCUCAGAUCUGCCAGGCCACCUGUGCAGUGAUGAAGCUGUCCUUCGAUGAGGAAUACCGCCGUGCUAUGAAUGAGCUGGGUGGGCUGCAGGCUGUGGCCGAUCUACUGCAGGUGGACUAUGAGAUGCACAAGAUGACCCAGGACCCACUCAACCUUGCCCUGCGCAGAUAUGCUGGCAUGACCCUCACCAACCUCACCUUUGGGGACGUCGCCAACAAGGCCACACUGUGUGCCCGGCGGGGCAGCAUGGAGGCCAUUGUGGCCCAGCUGGCUUCUGAAAGCGAGGAUCUCCACCAGGUAGUGUCCAGCAUCUUGCGCAACCUAUCUUGGCGGGCUGACAUCAACAGCAAGAAGGUACUGAGGGAGGUAGGCAGCAUGACUGCCCUGAUGCAGUGUGUCCUACGAGCCUCCAAGGAGUCCACCCUGAAGAGUGUGCUCAGUGCCCUGUGGAACCUCUCAGCACACAGCACGGAGAACAAGGCAGCCAUCUGUCAAGUGGAUGGUGCCCUGGGCUUCCUAGUGAGCACGUUGACCUACAAGUGCCAGAGCAACUCGCUGGCCAUCAUUGAAAGUGGAGGGGGAAUCCUACGCAAUGUGUCCAGUCUCAUUGCCACCCGAGAGGACUACAGGCAGGUGUUGCGGGACCACAACUGCCUGCAGACACUGCUGCAGCACCUGACAUCACACAGCCUGACCAUCGUGAGCAAUGCCUGUGGCACGCUCUGGAACCUGUCCGCCCGCAGCCCGCGUGACCAGGAGCUGCUGUGGGACCUGGGCGCUGUGGCCAUGCUGCGCAACCUGGUGCACUCCAAGCACAAGAUGAUUGCCAUGGGCAGUGCCGCCGCCCUGCGCAACCUGCUGGCUCACCGGCCUGCCAAAUACCAGGCAGCAGCCACUGCUAUCUCCCCCAGUGCCUGUGUGCCCAGCCUGUAUGUGCGCAAGCAGCGAGCCCUGGAAGCCGAGCUGGAUGCACGGCACCUGGCCCAGACGCUGAACCACCUGGAGAAGCAGGACCUGCCUGAGGCUGAGGCCGAGAGUGCCUCCAAGAAGCCGCUGCCACCCCUGCGGCACCUGGAUGGGCUGGCCCAGGACUAUGCCUCAGACUCCGGCUGCUUCGAUGAUGACGAUGUGCCCUCCCUGGCCGCUGUGGCCGCCACUGCCGAGCCUGCCAACCCCACUGUGCUGUCGCUCUUUCUGGGCAGCAACUUCCUACAAGGCCAGGCGCUGGCCCGUGCCCCACCUGCCCCCUGCGGUGGCCCAGAGGUGGAGAAGGAGGCCAGUGGGGAGGCAGCCUUGGCAGCCAGGGCCAAGGCCAAGCUGGCACUAGCAGUGGCGCGGAUCGACCGGCUGGUGGAGGAUAUCUCAGCCCUGCACACCUCAUCUGAUGACAGCUUCAGCCUUAGCUCUGGGGACCCUGGGCAGGAGGCCCUGCGGGAGGGCCGAGCCCAGUCCUGUUCUCCUUGCCGGGGCCCUGAAAGUGGUCAGAGGGCGGCCAGUGGCCGAGCUCACCCGUUGCUGCGGCUCAAGAUAGCCCAUGCCAGCCUCUCCAAUGACAGCCUUAACAGUGGCAGCACCAGCGACGGGCACUGUCCCCGGGACCACAUACAGCCCUGCCCACUGGCCUCACGGGGUGAGCACCGAGAGGGGCCCCCAUGUGGCCAGGCACGGCCAAGCCAACUUGACCUCAACCUGCUGGUUGGCCAGGCUAAGCCAGCAGCCUGUGAGGCUGCAGCCACUGAUGCCUGUGUGCACACCAUUAAGCUGUCACCCACCUACCAGCAUGUGCCACUGCUCGAGGACACUGCCAGGGCCAGUGUGGGACUCCUGGUCCCUGGGACCCGGAAGCAGGCCUGGCUGUCUGCAGAGGGCCUGAACAAGGUGCCUGAGAAGCUGGUGGCAGAGGCGGCACCACUCUGCUUGUCCCGUUGUAGCUCCCUGUCCUCACUGUCCUCUGCUGGCCACCCGGGCCCCAGCGAGGUGGAGGACCUGGAUGACAGUGACUCGUCCCUGGAGGGGCUGGAGGAAGCUGGCCCCAGAGAGGCAGAGCUGGACAGGGCCUGGCAUGGGCCAGGAGCUGCCUCCCUGCCCAUGGCCAUCCCUGUGCCCCCUCGGGGCCGGAGCCUGGGUGUGGACACCACACCAUCUAGCUCCUCAGAGAACUGCGUGCAGGAGACACCACUGGUACUGAGCCGCUGCAGCUCAGUGAGCUCGCUGGGCAGUUUUGAGAGCCCAUCCAUUGCCAGCUCCAUCCCCAGUGACCCCUGCAGUGGGCUGGGCAGUGGCACAGUCAGUCCCAGCGAGCUGCCUGACAGCCCUGGGCAGACCAUGCCACCCAGCCGCAGUAAGACGCCACCGCUGGCCCCCCCACCUCCUGGUGAGCGUGAGACCACCCAGUUCAGCCAGCAGUGGGAAAGCUACGUGAAGCGCUUCCUGGACAUCGCUGACUGCCGAGAGCGCUGCUGGCUGCCCUCUGAACUGGACGCUGGCAGUGUACGUUUCACUGUGGAGAAGCCAGAUGAAAACUUCUCUUGUGCCUCCAGCCUCAGUGCACUGGCUCUGCAUGAGCACUACGUGCAGAAGGACGUUGAGUUGCGGCUGCUGCCCCCAGCCUGCCCUGAACUUGGCGGGGGUGGUGGCCCCAGCCAGCACUUUGCUGGGCACCGCCGUCGAGAUGAGGCCAGUGGUCGCCUCGAAGGGCCACCUGCCACUAACCAGGAGAUGGAGUUGCUGCGGGAUUGCCUGGGUGCAGCUGUGCCCACCAGGCUCCGCAAGGUGGCUUCAGCGCUGGUGCCCAGCCGCUGUGCACUGCCCAUGCCCAUCUACAUGUUAGUGCCCACCCUGGCCCGGGAAGACAACUCAUGUACUGACUUGGCGGAGGGCACGCAAGUCAACUUCAGUGUGGCUUCACUUAGUGACCAGACACUGCAGAGACCACCCAGGGACCCACCUGGUGGGGGUGGGGAGGGACAGAAGCCAGCAGUCCUAGAGUCUCCCGCCAGGCAGGCCACUGGGCACCAGCACAGGGUUGGGGGUACAGGCCGAAGAACAGAGCCAGCCCGAGGCGCAGGCAGGCGCCAGGUGGGGCUGGAGCUGCCCCUUCGAAGGCCCCCAAGAGCCUGUGCAGACAGGAACAGCCCCCAAGUGGGCCGAGCAUGUGGGGAGGGGGCGCUGCAGUCCUUGUGCCUCACAACACCCACUGAGGAGGCUGUGUACUGCUUCUACAGCAACGGCUCAGAUGAGGAGCUGUCCACAGCAGUGGGGGUCACACCCUCCAGGCGGGCAUCUGCUAUUCCCCGGGCAGUGAAGAGAGAGCGCCUGGCUGGCAGGAAGAAGGCACAGGCUGUGCCCAAGGUCACAAAGCCAGCCCGGGCCCAGCCCAGUCUCAUUGCUGAUGAGACACCACCAUGCUACUCCCUAAGCUCCUCCACCAGCUCCCUCAGUGAGCCCGAGCCUGAGGCGAGCAGGCUCCGAGCCCAUGAGUCAGUGGUCACCAAGGACCUGGGCCCUGGAGGUGGGAAAGAUGGCUAUCCCAGCCCUCAGGCUGAGGUGGAGCUGCUGCGGCGCUGCAUUGGCUCAGCUAUGCCCAGGCGCUGGCCACAGGCAUCAGACUCAAGGCAUCGCAAGCUCCGAGAUGCCCAGCUGGACAAGCAGACAGCAGAGGGGCCCCGGGAGCACAGUGAGGAGACAGCAGGGUCAGACCAUGCCUCAGACCUGGACAGUGUCGAAUGGCGCGCCAUCCAGGAGGGAGCCAACUCCAUUGUCACCUGGUUGCACCAGGCAGCAGCGGCAGCCACUCAGGAGGCCUCAUCUGAGUCUGACUCCAUCUUGUCCUUUGUGUCAGGGCUGUCAGUGGGCUCCACCUUGCAGCCCUCUCUGCACAGGAAAGGGUGGCAGCCACGAGCAGAGGGGCAGGCAAAUAGUGCCACUCAGCCAGAGAAACGAGAUGUGACCCUGGCCCAGCAAAGUAGCAGCCCCUGCUUGCCCUUCAGCCCAGAGAAGUUGCAUGGUGCUCAGAAAACUACAUCUGGGGUGCCAGCCAUGCUCCGAGGAAGAACAGUGAUCUACGUGCCCAGUCCAGCCACUCGGUCCCAGCCUAAAGGCACCCCUGGCCCCCGCACCACACAAAGGAAGAUGGGAUCCCUGAGCCCCACACAGCCAGCAGCUCCCACCAAAGUCCUGGGUCCUGGGCAGCAACGGUCUCGGAGCCUGCACAGGCCUGGCAAGAUCUCAGAGCUUGCAGCCCUGAGCCCCCUCCAAAGGAGUGCCACGCCACCGGCUCGCCUCACCAAGACCCCUUCAUCCAGCUCCUCCCAGACCUCCCCUGCCUCCCAGCCUCUGCCCAGGAGGUCACUCCCAGCUGCCCAUGCUUCGGGACCCUUGCCCAGCCCCAGGGCCUCACUGGUGCCCAAGACACCCAGGCGGGCCCUACUGGCCAAGCAGCACAAGACACAGAAAUCGCCAGUGCGGAUCCCCUUCAUGCAGAAACCCGUUAGGCGGGGGCCACCACCUCUGGCCAGGGCAGCCCCAGAGCCAGGCCCCAGGGGUCGGGGGGGGCCAAAGGGGUGCCCAGGUACCCAAGCAGGCCGCCUGGGCCUGGUGCGCAUGGCCUCAGCCCAAUCCAGUGGCAGUGAAUCCUCCAACCGCUCGGGUUUCCAGCGGCAGCUGACCUUCAUCAAGGAAUCACCAGGCCUGCUGCACCGACGUCGUUUGGAACUGUCCACAGCAGAAGCCACCCCCUCCACCUCCCAGGUCGGCUCACCCCGCCGCAGCCGGCCUGCACUGCCCACUGUCUUCCUCUGCUCCUCCCGCUGCAAUGAGCUGCAGGCUCCCUCCCCGCAGGCCCUGGUUUCUCAGCGGAUCCCUGAAGUUCGGUCAGGCCCUGGUGAGAGGCCACCAAGGCGCACUAGCUCAGAGAGCCCAUCCCGUUUGCCCAUCCGCAAGCAGGCCACCCAGCCAGAGGCAGUCAAGCGCUACGCCUCUCUGCCCCAUAUCAGCGUGGCCCAAAAGCCAGAGGGUGCUGCCCCUAGUCCUGCAGCUGAUGCUGCCCGCCGCAGCAGCGAUGGGGAGGCCCGGCCCCUGCCCAGGGUGACCUCACUGGGCACCACAUGGCGUCGCAUCCGUGAUGAGGAUGUGCCGCAUAUCCUGCGGAGCACACUGCCCUCUACCGCCCUGCCGCUCAUGGGCACCUCAUCAGAGUGCCCAGGCAGUCCCCUGCAGCGCAAGACCAGCGAUGCUGUGGUCCAGACAGAGGACUUCGCUGCCACUAAGACCAACUCCAGCACAUCCCCGAGCCUGGAGAGCAGGGGCCCUCCCCAGGCUCUGACCAGCGGACCUGCAUCCAUCCUCGGCAGCAAUGUGGAUAAGCCUGGCCCUGCCAAGGUGCCCACCUCAGCCCCCUUCAUCCAUGAGGGCCUGGGAGUGGCUGUGGGGGGCUUUGCUGCCAGCCGGCAUGGCUCUCCCAGCCGCUCAGCCCGAGUUCCCCCCUUCAACUAUGUGCCCAGCCCCAUGGUGGCGGCCACCACUGACUCAGCUGUGGAGAAAGCCCCUGCACCCCCUGACCUCCUAGAAUAGUUGCCUGGACUGGUUUUCUGGAACAUUCUCUCUGGCCAAGAACUGUCUGGUUGCCCUGAGGGUGGCCCUGGAAACUGCCUACCCACCCAAGCCCCCUACCCUUGGAGACCCACCCCAGUCCAUGUUGGCCUUACAUCUCAUGCUUGCUUCUGUGCUGUGAGGACUAGAGAAGGAAAUGGGAUGCAGGCUGUCAAGCCUGGCCCACAUGCAGAGGCCACCCUCUUGACCCCCAGCCCCAUUGCACCUAAGCCUCAGCAGGACACUCAUCUCUGGGGAACCAAGGGAGAUUACAGCAUCCAUCUGAGGUGGGGGAGGAGGUUUCAGAGGGUGGUACUAUCCAGCAUCUGCCAGCUGGGCCCGAGGCAUCCACUAGUGGACAAAACCCGUUAUUACGGGGACAGCUGGGUAAUUUGUUAAUGAUGACUGCUGGUUUGUUUGCCUUCUCAGCCCCAGCUGAGGGAGGGGUAUGGCUGAGCCUGUGAGACAGGCCCCCCCCACACUGUAGGUGCCAAGACAGGGGCUCAUGGACAGAGGGGGCACUGUCAGAAGCCUGGAAAGAGCAAGGAGAGAAGGGCAAAGGAAGACUGGGCUGGGCGAUGCAGGGCCACUCCAUGUCCCCACUCCUGGUGGCGUGGGUGCUGGUUCUGAGUAAAGGAGGAAGAAGGGGACAGAGAAGGUGGGUGGAGUCAGGACCAGCUGUGGUGGGCAAAGUGCAGUGGGAAGGAGGAUGAGAGUCCCAGCCAAAUCUGGUUCUCCUUGGCAAUACACAAAGCCCUGGAUCUAUUGGAGGGCACAACUGCAGGGCCUGGGGUACAGGUCACGCCUGGCCUUGGAGGAGGUGCAGGGCCUAGAGCCCCAGAACUGUGGCCAGGCCAGCUGGAUGGUUGGAGGCCAGGGCUGCUGGGAUGCUAGUGUUGGUGUCAGAGAAGGC